UUAAUGAUGUUGGUAAUGGAAUAAAUGCAACUCUAUUCUAAUGGAUAGUGAGAAGUUGCUGUUUUACGAAGCUUUGCUGCAGCAACUUCAAGAUGAUGGAUUGGAUGAUGCAAUUACAUGUAUAAAAGAGAAGCUCAAAAUAGAACCGAAUGUGCUCCUGAGGAAAAACCAUCUGUUUGAGCUGUUUCGCAACACAGCAUAUUUGUCGACACGGGUUGUUUCAGGAGUUGAAUCGAAAUAUCCAGAUGAAAUAGAUCAUAAUUACCAAUCGAGAUUGCUAACAAUUUUAAAUGAAGCGCAUACGGGAGAACCCACGGAUCCCCUCCUCAAAGUUGUUGGUUUUAAUUGCUUUUCUGAGUUUCCAACAUAUAGUCCUUGCCGUUGUAUAGCUGAAUCCAAUGAUGGUACCAUAUUGGCCACGGGUGGGCAGGGAGGCGCACUUCAUAUCAUUCCAACUGUGGAUGGAAACCAGGAUACGGUUAGGAGAAAACCAAAUUGGCAACUGACAACUCGCUUAAAUGGUCAUCAUCAAGAUAUUGAGGCUUUAGAUUUUCAUCCUCGACGUAACAUUAUCGCAUCAGGAGGAGUUGGACACAACAUUAUAAUCCAUGAUAUCAAUACCUCGAAUGGUUUUGUGCAUUCUGUAACGGAUAUUCAACGACUUUCCACUUCGUCUAAUAUACGCUGUUUGCGAUUCCAUCCCUGUGGAGACUUCAUGUACGUUGGUACCGAUAGCUCUAUCAUACGACUUUUUGACAUCACGACUCGGUCCUGCUUCACGUCGAAUCGUACAAGAAUUCAGCAUCAAGGUGGCGGCAUCAAUGAUUGCGAUGUGAUACGCUCUGGUGGUUUACUUUUUACAGCCGGUGAAGAUGGUUCCGUUUUAGUCUGGGAUGGCAAGAGCCUGGAUGUACUGCAUGCAUUUGAAAGUGUCCAUGGUGGUACAUCGGUUUUGUCGGUGAACUGUGACAAGUCAGGAAUGUACAUAGUCUCCAGUGGGAAAGAUGGUAGCACUAAGGUAAUGGACAUCAGAAUGAUGCGUGAAAUUGCAUCUGUUUCUAACUUAGGUCGGGGAGAAUUAGUUCGUACAAGGUCCGGCUUUAUGUUGAACAAUCGAUAUAUAGCCACUUUUACUAUGCGAUAUACAGGUCGAAGACCUACGAAUGAGGUUCAGAUUCACUGUGUAGACACAGGGGCACAAGAAGCUGAUAUUACUAGCAUAGUGGGAAGGUCGUCUAUCAUGGGCAUGUAUGCCUCCAAACACGACUUGGCUCUCUAUUUACUCUUAGAAGAUGCAACAUGCAAAGUGGUCAAUAUUUUUGACCCUUCUGCAUAGGCCCUGAACU
This is a messenger RNA of Babesia bovis T2Bo, 1346 nucleotides long. RefSeq names its product WD domain G-beta repeat family protein. The record is from RefSeq and is a predicted model, not a curated record. Gene Ontology annotation, molecular function: protein binding; RNA binding. Gene Ontology annotation, cellular component: mRNA cleavage stimulating factor complex. The transcript has 10 exons. Lineage: Eukaryota; Apicomplexa; Aconoidasida; Piroplasmida; Babesiidae. The coding region runs from base 41 to 1336 and encodes 431 amino acids. Gene Ontology annotation, biological process: mRNA 3'-end processing.